Pelobates cultripes (western spadefoot toad) is the source of this 528-nucleotide messenger RNA. NCBI's taxonomy places the organism in Eukaryota, Metazoa, Chordata, Amphibia, Anura, Pelobatidae. The record is from the annotation of a GenBank genome assembly.
AUGGUGUCAGGCCCCCUACUCCCUAAGAUCACCCAGUGCUCCAUUGGAGACAUUGUGUGUUCCGACCACGCACCGCUUACACAGACCCUCAGAGGUCCAUUCCCACUUAGAGGACAGGCACCGUGGCGCCUAAACAAUUCUCUCCUGCAUGACCCUACGUUCCUAACCCAAAUGACGCAAAACCUAGAACAAUAUUUCCAGCUCAAUGAUCUCCCAGAAACAUCCCCUAUCAAGCCCUCCAUCAGAGGCCUGCUGAUCAGCCGAGCAUCAUAUAUGAAGCAUACGGCUAACCACAAACACAUCAAACUGCUGCACACUCUACGUGAUGUCACAAAUGCACACACUGUACAGCCAGAGGAUACCCAUCUAAAAACCAUAGUGAAUGUUACCAAACGUAUAAAUGACAUACCCCUAGCCAAGACUUCUUACACACUUCAACGGCUCAAAAUGCGACACUACUCCCAGGGCAACAUGGCAGGGGAAACAACAAGCACAAUCCAAAAUACCUUACCUACUUUUGGAUUUUGA